Toxotes jaculatrix (banded archerfish) is the source of this 1592-nucleotide messenger RNA. RefSeq names its product immediate early response 2b (gene ier2b). The coding region runs from base 177 to 734 and encodes 185 amino acids. NCBI's taxonomy places the organism in Eukaryota, Metazoa, Chordata, Actinopteri, Toxotidae. The transcript has a single exon. The record is from RefSeq and is a predicted model, not a curated record.
UCACACGCUCUCAUUUCUCUGAGUACAACAACUGGUACAACAACGGCUGAAGUCUGAGCUGAGACAGAUCACAAACUAGAAACUAAAGUCUAAGUCAGGACAGACAAAGCUCGUCUGCUUGUUAAGCCUUUGCUGAAAGUGCCAAAGCAACUGUGCGUAAUUACGCAUAGAAAACAAUGAGUGCCACACCAGCAAUGGAAGUGAACGCCGAAGCCAGACGGAUCCUGGCCGUGUCGAUAAGUAAGCUGUACGCCUCCAGGACCCAGAGAGGCGGACUGAGACUCCACCGGAGCCUUCUGCUCUCCCUGGUCAUGAGGUCUGCCCGGGACAUCUAUCACUCCUCCCGGGAGAGCGAGGAGCCAAGCGGGCCACAGCCAACACCGGAGGAGCCGAUGGACACCAGCUGCGGCUCGGGGGAAAAAGUCGGACCGCCCGAGCCUCAGCCUGAGCCCCAGCCCGCUAUGAGCCCAGACGAGCCGCCCACAGAGGAGCCGGGCAGCGCGGAGGACGGGUGUGAUGGUGAAAUCACAGAGGACAAAGAGAACUUGAGUCCGGCGAGGCAGUCCAGGAAACGCCGGGGCAAGGCGGCGGCGGCGCCUGACUUCCUUCCCAGCAAGAGGGCGAGGCUGGAGCCCGGGGAGGAGAGGUAUGCGGCCCCGCUGGGCAGCUGUCGCGCCGGGGCCGGGGAGUCCCUGACCGCUUUGUCUCUAAAUCGGGUUAUACCUGCCUUCUGAACAUAUGGUGGGAGAAAAUAGCCUCCACUGAGACUUUGGAGCGGAGUGAUUCUCAACUCCUCGUUAACCUAUAAGGGCGCUUUGAUCCCACACCAAGGAGCUGACCUACAUCGGCGGUCCCGGGACAGAAGGAUUACCGGAGCUAUGGUACUACCUCUCCGGUCGAUCUGAGUGUGCCUGUCGGGCUGGUGAAGCCCCUACAGAGAUCAACAAGCCGAGAAGGGGAAGAAACAGAGAACCGGGCCGAAGGGAGCCACGGGCCGGAAAGUUUGAGGAAAAAACUGAAGGGGAACUGGUUGCGUUACUUUUAGUUUCCCUGUGAUUCAACUUCAGUUAAAAUGAGUCCAAACAAGUGACUACUGCUGACUCAAAGUGUGUGUAUGUGUGAAUCAGCAGAGAGCGGUGUGAGUCAGCCAGAGAAGAAGUGAAGUGGUAAACGGUUGACCACAGAGCAACACACAUGCACAACGAGGACUUCAGGGAAUUUCCUGCCUCUAUACGGGAUAUCAGACUCUAACACUGAAAGAGGAAGGACAGUUGAGGCAGACAUACAUUUACACACACUCACACACACACACACACACACACACAUAUUCAGCUGCUGCUGUGGACUUUGAUAAAUCAAUACUACUGCUUUGGACUGUCCUACAUAGUGUGUUCACAUGGUGCUUCGGAAAAAAAAAAAAAACAGGCUGUCCACAUGAUGUUGGAAGAACAUUAAUAUAAACCUUCUGUGUUUUUAAGUCACUGAAAUGUGAGUCACUGUGAAAGAAUAUUACCUCAGAUUCCAAGCUGCUUUUUUUAUUUGUAUGAUUGAAUUAUUGAUGUAAAUGUUUGUAAUAAAAUGCUGAAAGCGUA